Messenger RNA from Helianthus annuus (common sunflower), 1656 nucleotides. Its product is annotated as BSD domain-containing protein 1. The transcript has a single exon. The record is from RefSeq and is a predicted model, not a curated record. The coding region runs from base 85 to 1470 and encodes 461 amino acids. Gene Ontology annotation, cellular component: cytoplasm. NCBI's taxonomy places the organism in Eukaryota, Viridiplantae, Streptophyta, Magnoliopsida, Asterales, Asteraceae.
CACAAUUUGAUAAUAUCAUAAUCAGUUUAUCAUCUACACAGAAACCCUAGAAAUCAUUAUCUUCUCAAAUCAUUUCAAUCAUCAAUGGAUUUCUUCAGAUCUAUAUUAUCAGAUGAUCCAGAACCUGAAUCUCCACACAAUCACUCACAAUCCGAUUCAAAUCCGAUCCAAAAUCACUCACCAAAUCAUUCAGAAACCGAAGCUGAUGAAGAAGACGAAGAUUCCACUUCAAAUCUCAAUUCAUCCGACGACGGCAGCGGUGGAGCUAGCAGCGGUGGUGGCGGUGGCGGUUUAUGGAGCUUAGGAGAUCUAGUGAAAACGUUAACUACGAAAUCGGAGUCAGUUUUCGAAACCUACCGGCGAGAUCUGCAGGAAUUCGGUACUGGAUUGAGGAAGGAAUCGGAUCUGUUCCGUGAAGUUGCGAGCCGUGCGGUGAAGGAGUUACCGGCGUCGAUCGACGUCGGAACGUCGGCGAUUGACGGAGUGUUGAAAUCAACGGCGGAGAUUAUCGCACAAGGUAAGGAAGUUUUACUUGCGUCUUCUGAUGUUGAUGAAUCUGAUAGUUCUGAUAGGUAUAAUAAUAGUGAACGUAGUGGUGUGGAUUUGAAUAAUUCGGUUAGGUAUAGUCGGUUUGAUGCUCAAUUGAAUGCUAUUAGGAGUGAUGUGAGAGUGUUUGUUGAGGAUCCUGAGGAUGUAGAGGACUAUAAUAAGUGGAAGUUAGGGUUUGUGGUUGGAGAUAAGAAGGAUGAGAUUGAGGAAUUGAUCGGAGAGAAUGGCGGUUUGGAGGAAGUUUAUGCGAAACUUGUGCCGAAUGAGGUUGAUGAUGGAACGUUUUGGUUUAGGUAUUAUUAUAAGGUGUAUAAGCUUACAUUGCAAGAGGAAAUGAGAGCUAAGCUUGUGAAGCGAUCGUUGUCGGUUGAUGAUGAAGAAGAAUUGAGUUGGGAUGUUGAUGAUGAUGAUGAAGAAGAAGAAGAACCACAGCAACAUCAUAAAUUAGAACCAGCUGAUUCGGAAGACGGUAGAAAGAAACAGAGCACUGAUGACAAAAUCGAAACUAAAAGUUCUAAGAUUGUUGAUGAAGAUAAGGAGAUGAUAAUCAAUGUGGUUAGUGUUGAUAAGAACAGUGUAGAGGAACCGAAGCUCACUAGUGAAAUUAAAACUCAUGUUGAGGAAGCUGAGUCGGUGCCAAAAUCUGGUGAAACAGUUGACGUCAAACCGGAUUCGGGUGAAGCGAAAGAUAGUAAUGUCAUGGUUAAAUCAAGCGAGCCUUCAUUUCAAGAGGAUGAGGAUCUCGAGUGGGAUGAGAUCGGAGAUCUUGGGAAAACUGAUGACAAGAAUGUAAUUCAUGGUGACACAACAACAAACAAAGCCGAUCUGCGCAAGCGAUUGAGUACUGUUGCGGAUGAGGAUGAGGAUUUGAGUUGGGAUAUUGAAGACGAUGACGAGCCUGUAAAGUCAGGUAAUAAGUGAUGCAUGACAUAAGUUCAAUUGCCUAAGGUGAUUUGCAUUGCGUUUGUGUGAUAAAUUUGUUGUAAUUGUGUCUACGUUUUCGUUUUUGUCAAAAUCUUGUUCCUGUCGUUUUAGAAAGCAGGCAUUCUUAUGUGAAUUGCAAUUAAUACUUGUUCACAAUAAUACAUGUUUCAUAUGUUGCUACUA